AUGGCUGCAAUUGAAACUCAAUCAGUUGAACAAGUUGACAAAGUUAGCUUGCGAGUUUUAGUUGACAAAGAAAGAAAUAGAGUUCUGUAUGCUGAAGCCGGUAAGGAUUUCGUCGAUGUUCUCUUUAGUUUCUUAACAUUGCCUCUAGGUACUAUUGCAAGAUUAGUUUCUAAGGAUUCAAAUAUUGAAGCAGUGAAAUUUGGUAGCAUUAGCUCACUAUAUCAAAGUGUGUCAAAAUUUGACCAACAAUAUCUAUGGUCACAUACUUGCAAAGAAAUGCUACUCAAUCCUAGAAACUCGAUGGAAGAUUAUUGCCAGAAGCUCAAACUGAAUAUAGACGACACGUCUAUGCAGUAUUUUGUGUGCGAGAAUUGGGAUUGCAGAAGAAAAAACAGCGGAUGUCGUUUGAGCAUUUUUAGGAACAAAAUAUGCUAUUGUGGGAAAGUAAUGAAUAGAGAAGUAUUCCCCGAAUAUCCAAACCUGGAAAACGGUUUUGUUAAGAAAAAUGUUACUUUUAUCAUUUCUGAUGAUCUAUACGUGAUGCCGAAUGUUUUUGAGGUAGUUGAUCUUCUCAAGUUAUCUUUAACCUCAAAGGCUGCUUUGACCAGUUUUAUUUUAAAGAAGAACCGAUUUGUUGUUAAUCCGAGCCGAAGAAACAACUUGGAGUUUCUGAUUGGAGAGCUACCUUCUGACGAGGAUAGGCAGAUAUCUGUGAAAGUUACCGUACAAAAAUCAGAUGAACAAAUUCUGUUUGUUGAAGCCGGGGAUGAUUUUGUUGACUUUGUUUAUAGUUUUCUAACCUUCCCCUUAGGACGGGUUUUACACAUGCUUCAAGGAUUCUCCUCUUUAAGCUGCAUUGAUAACUUAUACAAGAGCUUGUGCGACUUGAGUCCAGAUAUAUAUCUAAUGUCACAGGGACUCAAAGAUAAACUAACUAAGCCUCUCAUAGCGACGCAAUUUGAGCUAAUCAAACAACUCUUACCAAUUGGUGUAGCUACCUUACCUGUGAAUUACUGUCAUACUUACUAUGAUCACGUAAGUGGGAAAUGUGUUCUCAAUUUUACGAAAGAAGCGGAUUAUACUCACGAUAAAGUUGGUUUUCCAGAAAAGUUUGUACCGUUAGAAUUGGCUGAUCAUGAUCCUUCUAUUGCAAAAUCAUCAUUUGUUAAAGGACCAUCAACGUACAUGGUGACUGAUAGCUUGUUUGUGAGUCUAAUGUCGUCAAUAUCUACAAUGUUGUUUCUCAAAAGAUCAAAAGUUCGUCUAUCUGAUUUGGAAGAAAGAGUUAUCAAAAUUGGUGUGAAGGAGGGACUUAGCAUAUUAAAAGCAUCUUUGACCUCAACAUCUGCUUUGCAAUGUGGAUUGAAGAAAUUUAUAAAAACUGUUAAGGUGGAGAAAUGA
Messenger RNA from Medicago truncatula (barrel medic), 1401 nucleotides. RefSeq lists its product as uncharacterized. Lineage: Eukaryota; Viridiplantae; Streptophyta; Magnoliopsida; Fabales; Fabaceae. The transcript is spliced from 3 exons. Bases 1 to 1401 code for a protein of 466 amino acids. The record is from RefSeq and is a predicted model, not a curated record.